UCUAUCAUGCCUCUUCAUUUAUUUUCAGUCUCUGCCAUUAUGUCGGGGAACCAACACUCCAUAUCCAGACCUUAUGAGUCUGGGCCAGUGUGCAGCUGGAUCCACUGGUUCACCGGUCUCCAGGGGCACGACUUCCUCUGUCGCGUGCCCAACGACUACAUAUUGGACAGAUUCAACCUGACGGGCCUGGAGACGGCGGUGCCGAACUUCAACGUUGCUCUGCAAACAAUUCUUGAUCCGGAAUUUGAGCCCGAAGUCUGGGACAAGGCAGUGGACACUGUCCAUGCUGAGACUCUGUAUGGCCUGAUCCAUGCCCGGUAUAUCCUUACCUCGCACGGCUUGGAAGCCAUGUGCAAGAAGUACGAGAGGGGCGAGUUCGGCAUCUGCCCGAGGUUUUACUGUAAGGGUCAGAACACCUUGCCGAUUGGCCUGUCCGACUUGUGCGGUCACUCUCACGUGAAGCUGUACUGUCCGCGCUGUCUUGACGUUUACCAGCCAAGAUCACGCUGCUGUCUACUGGAUGGAGCCAUGUUCGGGACCGGGUUCCCGCACAUGUUCUUCAUGCAGCUGCCGGAGUUACGGCCUCAUCCGCCAGAUGAGAAGUAUGUGGGACGUCUAUUUGGCUUUCAGCUCCACCAUUCGGCAUUAACUCCACUCGAAUCGCCGGAUCGCGUUGAUUUGACCAAGUCCAACAGUGUGACUUUGUCGCAAUCGCGUCGACAAUUAAACCGUUUUCACUUUCUACAAAAACACUAAAAUAGUUACGGGAAAGCACCCAAACAUAUAUAUAUUCUCUCUUGUUGCAAUUAAACGGAUCUUGAUGCAGUGAGUUGAUAUGGCCAGGGACACAAGGCACACGGACACAACACAAAACACACACUUUUAAGAAUACACUCAUGCCUAGUGUACAGCCUGACCAUAUCAAUCACUUGUAUUAGAGCUAACUUCA
Molecule: messenger RNA, 949 nt
Organism: Drosophila kikkawai
Lineage: Eukaryota; Metazoa; Arthropoda; Insecta; Diptera; Drosophilidae
Gene: Ssl
Product: Suppressor of Stellate-like
Cellular component (GO): protein kinase CK2 complex; cytoplasm
Molecular function (GO): protein kinase regulator activity
Source: RefSeq, a predicted model, not a curated record